ACAGGGUUGUUUCUGCUUACAGUCUUCGUCUACCUCGCUCUGCCUUAGUUGCUGUAAGGACUAAUAAGAAGCACUUGCUACACUUGCUCGAGCUGCUUUGCUUCGUAGCUGCAACUGUGUAACAGCAAAGAAACAUGAAAAUGAAUGACAUAGUGGGAUACAGGUUUAAUCCAACUGACAUAGAAAUCAUAGACCAUUAUCUGAGACUGAAGCUGCUCGGCGAUGUUCAUCGAGUGCGGGCAAUAAGCGAGGUCAAUGUUUUCAAGCACGAGCCAUGGGAUUUAAGCGGGCUUUCUGCAAUCCAGUCAGAUUCGAUGUGGCAUUUCUUCUGUCGGAAGGAUUUCAAGUACGCGAGUGGUGAAAGAGUGAACAGGACAACAGAUGCUGGAUACUGGAAAAAAACUGGUAAUGAUCGGAAAAUAAGGAAAGGGAUUACUAAACAAGUGAUCGGUGCCAAGAAGAAUUUGGUUUUCUACACGGGCCGUAGUCCUAAUGGGAAGAAAACCAACUGGGUAAUGCACGAGUUUCAUCCCACUUUUGUCCCUUCCGGCGAGAGGACGUUUGUUCUUUGUCGCUUAGAGAAAAAAGAAGGUGAGGAGAAUGAUGGUACACCCGGUGUUGGACACGAACCAAGUAGCGAUGCCCCUGCUGGAAGCAGAGAUCAUGUUGGGGAUAAUACGGUUGCUGCUCCAGAGGUGAUAGGGAACACUUCUUUGCAGACUCUUGUGACUGAAAAUGGAGAAUGUGUUGUGGACGACACAGUUUUUAGUCCAGAGGUGAUAAGGAAUGCUUCUCAGCGGACACUUCCUACUGAAAAUGGAAAUUGUGUUUUGGAGAACAAAGUUUCUUCUCCAGAGGGGAAUAAUUCAAUAGAAAUGGCUAUCAAAUAUUUGGCUUCCGUACCACUGGAGCUACUGGAUACCAUUCUCCCCCCUGCAUCUGAAUUUCAGGUGCAGCAGGAGGCCGUGGCAGCCAACAACAUUCAAGCUGAAAAUUGCUUUGCUAAUAACCGUGAAGGAGCUCUUUUUAAUUCUUUUGUUAACAUUGAAGCUGAUGAUGAUAGCGACUUAUUUCUUCGUGGUCUUGAAUAUGUCAACCAUGGAGAAAUAGAAACUCAAGUAGACCCAUUCGUUACGGGCGAUGACAGCAUCAUUGAUCAUAGAACAAAUGGUGCAUUGAGUGGUGGUGGUCGCAGCAUUGAUCAGAGUACAAAGCCAUUCAGUUCAAUUGGCGAUGGUUAUCGGAGCAUUGAUCAGAGAACAGAGCCAUUCACUUCAUGUAGAGGUGGUUUUCGCAGCAUUGAUCAGAGAACAAACCCAUCCGAUGAAUUUAGGGGCGAUUGGUGCAUGAUUGAUCAGAGAACACAGGAUUCCCCAGUGACUGAAAUAAUUGACCAGCAUAGGAGCAGAGCGAGUGUUUCUACUUAUGAAAAACCACUAGCUCCUCCGCUAUGUUCUACUUCGUUGCCCAUUAGGUUACCGGGUUGUACGGUUUUCUCGGAUGAAAUUCUAGAAAUUAAAGCUCUUACAAUAUGUGAAAGUUCUGAUGGCUCCCAAGAUAGCCCAAAAUCUCUCUCAGAUGCUGCAGCUUCACCAGCCACAGAAAAAAGUGUCCCAAGGGAACUGAAAUCUUCACGUGACAGUGACAUCAAUGUUUUUCCACUGGUUGAAAAUUCCAAUGACUCUCAACAUAGCGCAAUAUCUCGCGUCAGUGCUACAGCUUCACAAGCUGCAAAGGGAAGUGUCCAUAUGCAACAAAAAUCAUAUGCAAUACCUCGCUUUGUUGCGGCAUCUUCACCAGCUACCAAGAAAGGUGACAAGAUGGGAGGAAAAUCUUCUAGUUCACCAGCUACUGAGAAAAGAGUUGAUACGGAACAAAGCUAUUCCCGCAGGAUCAAUGAUCUUCCGCUGGUCAAAAGUUGUUCUUAUGACUCUCUAGAUAGCUCAAGAUCGCUCUUUGUCGCCGCAGCUUCACCAGCUACUAAGAAAAGAGUGAGUGUGGUACAAAAAUCUUCUCAUGGGAUCAAUGUUCUUCCAAUGAUCAAAAGUGCCGAUGGCUCUGGAGGGAGCCAAAGAACUUUUGUUGCUGCCGCAUCUUCUCCAGCUAAGAAGAGUGUGUAUAUGCAACAAAAAUCUUCACCCAAAUCAACGUCCAAAUAUACUAAAAAAGGAUCAACGACAGCUUCACCAGCUAGGAAAAGUGUGUAUACGCAACGGAAAUCUUCAUCGAGAACAUGGUCCGAAGAUACUACAGAAGGAUCAAGCAGCAGCAGCAGUGACUCAAUGAUCUCUUUACUGAGAGAACUUAAAGGGAAGAGUGUGUAUAUGCAACAAAAAUCUUCACCCAAAUCAACGUCAAAAGAUAAUACUAAAAAAGGAUCAACGACAGCUUCACCAGCUAAGAAAAGUCUCUAUACACAACGGAAAUCUUCAUUAGAAACAUGGUCCCAAGAUACCACAAAAGAAGCGAAAGAAUCAAGCAGUGACGGUGAUGAAACAUGGUCCGAAGAUGCUACAGAAGAAUCAAGCAGCAGUAGCAGUGACUCAAUGACCUCAAUACUGAGAGGACUUGAAGGGGUGAAGUUAGCUUGACAUUCUUUUUGCUCUGGGGGACCAAAAAAACAGAAGUGCAGAAUUAUCACCUUGGAAAUGAAUUCUGUUCUGACAUGGAAUUAAGCAGAAAAACUUGAAAGUGGUUUGAGAAGUCUAGAUGAUUAGUGAAACUGGCAAUGAUGUUUUAUUUUCCUGUACAGACCUCUAUUUUGUAAUUAUUGGCUUGUUUCUUAUAUGCUUGUAUGCUAUGCAAGUGUGGUUUCGAACUA
Molecule: messenger RNA, 2821 nt
Organism: Tripterygium wilfordii
Lineage: Eukaryota; Viridiplantae; Streptophyta; Magnoliopsida; Celastrales; Celastraceae
Exons: 6
Coding region: 135-2591 (818 amino acids)
Biological process (GO): regulation of DNA-templated transcription
Molecular function (GO): DNA binding
Source: RefSeq, a predicted model, not a curated record